Perca flavescens (yellow perch) is the source of this 1817-nucleotide messenger RNA. It is a transcript of the gene psmb9a, whose product is annotated as proteasome 20S subunit beta 9a. The transcript has 6 exons. NCBI's taxonomy places the organism in Eukaryota, Metazoa, Chordata, Actinopteri, Perciformes, Percidae. Gene Ontology annotation, molecular function: threonine-type endopeptidase activity. The record is from RefSeq and is a predicted model, not a curated record. The coding region runs from base 270 to 920 and encodes 216 amino acids. Gene Ontology annotation, cellular component: proteasome core complex; cytoplasm.
CGUUUGAAAUCGCCUACUGGUGAAGAGCUGAUCGCAGAGGAGGGACAAUGUAACUUUCAAUUUCGAUUUAAUUCACGAAAACAUGGAGUCCGCCUGAUCUGUGACCAAAGUCGUCGAAAACUGUUUGAGAUUUUUAAAGAAGGGUUUCGACAACGAGAAAACUUUAUAAAACCGGGACUGCUCGGCUCGACUGAGCCUUUCGGUUUCCGUCCCUGGCAGACAGAUAUAUACGGCCAUUGUUGUUACCGGAGUCUCAGCAGAGCAUCAGCAUGUUGGAAGAAACGGGGCCCGAGUGGUUGUCUGAGGAGGUGAAAACUGGAACGACCAUCAUAGCCAUAGAGUUUAAUGGAGGGGUCGUGCUGGGGUCUGAUUCUCGAGUGUCUGCAGGGGACUCAGUGGUGAACAGGGUGAUGAACAAGCUGUCCCCCCUCCAUGACAAGAUCUACUGUGCUCUGUCGGGCUCUGCAGCAGACGCUCAGACCAUCGCUGAGAUGGUCAACUACCAGCUCGACGUCCACAGUCUUGAGAUAGACGAGGAUCCCCAGGUCCGCUCAGCUGCCACUCUGGUGAGGAACAUCUCGUACAAGUACAAGGAGGAGCUGUCGGCGCAUCUCAUCGUGGCCGGCUGGGACAGGAAAGAUAAAGGACAGGUGUUUGCAACCCUGAAUGGUCUCCUGACGAGGCAACCUUUUGCAGUCGGUGGCUCUGGCAGCUCAUAUGUUUAUGGGUUUGUUGAUGCUGAAUAUCGUAAGGGCAUGAACAAGGAGGAGUGCCAGCAGUUUGUUGUCAACACUCUCUCUUUGGCAAUGAACCGUGAUGGCUCCAGUGGCGGCGUGGCCUAUAUUGUCUCCAUUGAUGAACACGGCACAGAAGAGAAAGUUAUUCUAGGGAAUGACUUACCAACCUUCUUUGAUCAGUGAUACAUGUCGUUUUUUUUUCAUCCCUAUUUUGCUGAGCCACUGUAGUGCAGGUUACAAUGACGUAUUUGUUUUGCUCCCAAUAGUCAUUAUUGCACACACUUUUUGGUUCAGCUGUCAACUAAUUCAGCUUAAAAAUAUAAAAAUACUUUUUGCAUUGUUCUAUGAUUCCCAUUUAAAAGCUGCUCACUCCCUCAGAUCAUCAUAUAAAGCAGACUAAGUUUGUGGCUCAUCAUUAGGGACUUUGAAAUAUAACAAAGAAGAAGGAUGACGGAAAACAUUUUGUGAGCUCUGUCCCUUCACCAAGUUCAGGACAGCUUUACAGAGGUAUAUGUGGAAAUUGCCCAUGUGUCUAUCAAAUGGUCUCUAGCCAUCAGGUCACUUCCUUCUCUUAAACUUGUUGCUAGACCAAUUUUUCAGUCCAUAUGGCUCCAGUUUGUGUUUUAAUUGUCCUGAGUGGCAAAGCAAAUGAAAGUAAAUGCACCUUCGUUUCACAAAACCUGAAGAACCCCCCACAGUCUGUAUAUUAACAGUCUAGGAGAACCCCUGACAUUCCUUUAUCCUCACUAGUCCCACAGAAACACGCCCACACUUUCUCCAACAGCAGCAGCAGUUGUCUGUCAGGUAUUCAGUCUGACAACCUAUCAGCAAAAAGUGAAAGUCAAAUUUGUUGCACAACCAGAAGAUUAUGUCUCCCUUUUAUUCUGACAAGAGUGUUUUUAGAUUAAGAUACUUAUUGAUGGUUUGUCACCUGCCUACAGGAUUUGCCUGAAUAUAAUUAAAAGCAUGAUUAAAUUGACAUACAUUGUGAAAAUACACUAACAUGGCAUAGCAAAACAUGAUUUAAUGUCAAUUGUGGGAAAUUUUUAAAUAAUUAAAGGCCAUGCGUUGAAAGAUUCA